This is a messenger RNA of Diversispora eburnea, 1011 nucleotides long. The record is from the annotation of a GenBank genome assembly. NCBI's taxonomy places the organism in Eukaryota, Fungi, Glomeromycota, Glomeromycetes, Diversisporales, Diversisporaceae.
AUGACUUUUUAUUCAGUUGACGAAUUAACUGCACGUCUUGAAAAGUUGGAUCAAAAUAUUACUUUAACCCUUCAAGAAAUAGAUAAUAAUUUCUCCACGUGUCAACAUAUAAUAACUACCAAAAUAUUACCACAAAUAUCGCGUUUCGCAGAAGUUUCGGAGGAUAUUUGGGAAAAUUCAAAGUUAUGGUGGUCUUUUCUUGAGUCAAUAGAUUUAACGGCUUCAAAUGAUAGUUCUUCUCCAGCCUCCAUGGAAUAUAUUAAUUCCAAAAAAAAACUUUUCGAAGAUUCGAAAUCGAUGAAUAAUUACGAGUUUAUCUCUUCGACUCCACCUCAAGGUUCGAAAACGAUGGAGAAUUAUGAAUUUAUCUCUUCGACUCCACCUCAAGGUUCGAAAACGAUGGAGAAUUAUGAAUUUAUCUCUUCACCUCCGUUACAAAAUCCACCUCCCAGUUCGAAAAUGAUGAAUAAUUACGAUUCUAUCUCUUCGAUUCCAUUACCAAAUCCGCCUCAAGAUUCGAAAAUAAUGGAGAAUUAUGAUUCCAUCUCUUCGACUCCAUUACCAAAUCCACCUCAAUAUUCUCAUAAAGCUAUGCAAUCAUUAAAUUUUGGUGAUAAUAAUUCUCUUGCUACUUCUUCAACGUCAAUUACUUUGCCGACAUUACCUCCAUCCGAUAUUCAGAAGUUACGAAAGCCAACUAUUUUCUCUCCCCCAGUCACAAUUCAAUUUUCUAUGCCACCAUCGAGAUUAUUGAAAUCUCCUGCAAAACAAGCGGCUAGAAUUAUUGUAAAUGAUCUUUUGAGUAUGAUGAGUCCGAUUUCAUCAAUUGCAUCAUUCGGAGAAAUGAAAAUGUUAUCUGGUAAUUUGAAAGAGUUAUCAUUAGAGAAAGAUGAUGGAAGUGAUGAUGAAAGUAUGGAUUCACCUUGUCCUUCUGGACCAAUUUUAGCAUCAAGGAAUUUAUUCGAACUUUUUUAUGAUCACAGGACUGAAAAAUGUGAACGUGAAGAGUAA